AAGGAGAAGGACGUGUGGUUUUGUCUCUCAGAAGAAAACAUUUCAUGAUCUCCUGCAGCAGCAAUGACUUCAGUUCAGGCUGUGAGAGAGUUUAUCAACGAGAGACUGACCGCUGCCGCUGGGGAAAUCUUCACCGUGUUGGAGAAAACUAUCGUCCAAUACGAGGAAGAGAUUGUCCGUCAGCGCAAGUUGUUGGAACUUAGGUGGACACCUCAAAUCAAACUGCGGAGAAUCGAGUUCACAGAGCGCCAUGAUUGCAGGGAGGAACCAGAACCCCUCCAGGUUAAAGAAGAACAGGAAGAACCAGGACUUCUACUGAUUAAAGAGGAACCAGAACCUUCAGAAAUCAAAGAGGAAGAAGAAACAGAAAUUCCUCAGAAUGGGGAGAAAUCUUCCCAAACUGAGGAGCGUGAAGAACCCAGCAGCAGCCGGGAGGGAGAGCGACUUUCACGGGUAGAAAGUGACGCCUUGAACGUUCCUUCUGUUGAGGAGCAGAGUAACCGACGUGAACCAGAAAAGGUACCAAACACCAAGCAGGUCCUCGCUCGUGACCCUGAAGUCCAAAAGCAGAAAAACCGUACUGACUCUGAAUCAAGUGUGAAUCCAAAACUGAACAAAACAAACACAUCUCACCGCGACAGUGACAACAAUGUUCCUGAGUCAGAGAAGCAGCCUGAAUGCCUAAAGCAUGUCUGUGACAUCUGUGGCAAAAGUUUUGGUCAACAGAGUACUUUGUUGGUCCACAUGAGAAUUCACACAGGUGAGAAGCCGUAUGCUUGUGAAACAUGUGGAAAAAAAUUCAAUCAGCAGUCUAAUCUGGUGGUCCACAUGAGAAUUCACACAGGUGAGAAGCCGUACUCUUGUGAGACAUGUGGCAAAAGUUUCAAUCAACAGAGCAGGUUACUGCGCCACAUGAAAACUCACACAGGUGAGAAGUCGUACUCUUGUGAAACAUGUCGGCAAAGUUUCAAAAGACGGGGAAGUUUGUUGGCCCACAUGAAAACUCACACAGGUGAGAAACAGUUUUCUUGUGAAACAUGUGGGAGAAGUUUCACGCAACUGAGUAAAUACGUGAUCCACAUGAGAAGCCACACAGGCGAGAAGCCGUAUUCUUGUGAAACAUGCCACCGAAGUUUCAGUCGACAGAGUAAUUUGUCGGUCCACAUGAGAACUCACACGGGUGAGAAGCCAUUUUCUUGUGAAAGCUGUGGGAAAACUUUCAGCCGACAGAAUAAUUUGACUGCCCACAUGAAAACUCACACAGGUGAGAAGCCGUAUCCUUGUGAAACCUGUGGGAAAAGUUUCACUCGACAGAGAAACUUGUUGGUCCACAUGAGAACUCACACAGGUGAGAAGCCGUUUUCUUGUGAAACCUGUGGGAAACGUUUCAAGCAGCGGUGUGUCUUAUCACUUCACAUGAGGACUCACACAGGUGACAAGCCGUAUUCUUGUGAAUUGUGUGGGAAAAGUUUCAACCAGCAGUGGGAUUUGUCGAUCCACAUGAGAGCUCACUCAGGUGAGAAGCCUUUUUAUUGUGGAACAUGUGGGAAAAGUUACAGUCGGCAAAGUGUUCUGUUGCUCCACAUGAAAAGUCACUUAGACGAGAAACCACAUUCUUGUGAAACCUGUUCAAAAAGUUUCAGUUCAAAGGGCGAUUUGCUGCGCCACAUUAGAGCUCACACAGGUGAGAAGCCGUAUUCUUGUGAAAAAUGUGGGAAGAGUUUUAGUCAACAAACUAAUUUGUGGAGCCACAUGAGAACUCACGCAGGUGAGAAGCCGUAUUCUUGUGGAACGUGUGGGAAAGGUUUCUGUCAACACAAUACUUUGUUGGUCCACAUGAGAAGUCACACAGAGACACCAUCAUGAAGGACUCAUUCAGGAAGUCACGCUUUAACCCAGAAUCAGAAGGAAACAUGAAGAAAGGAAACAAUACUGAUGCAGACACUGUUGAUGCUGGGCUUCAGUGAAAUCUUUUCUUUAUGGUUUGCCACAAAAAUGUGAGAUAUGAAUUAAUUUGGUUUUCAUUUAUGUGGGACUUCAGAGGCUGACAAAUGAUCCCUUGUUUUGCAUCAUUAAUUAGAGAAGCACGUUCAAUUUUUAUGUGGCAAAUUACUGUAUUUUUGUGUUUUUAAAAAAUCAGAUGUGAACUUUGAAGAAAUUGAAAUAAAUUAUUGAUGCAAUUCCA
Messenger RNA from Salarias fasciatus (jewelled blenny), 2185 nucleotides. RefSeq names its product zinc finger protein 2-like. Gene Ontology annotation, biological process: regulation of transcription by RNA polymerase II. NCBI's taxonomy places the organism in Eukaryota, Metazoa, Chordata, Actinopteri, Blenniiformes, Blenniidae. The record is from RefSeq and is a predicted model, not a curated record. Gene Ontology annotation, cellular component: nucleus. The transcript is spliced from 3 exons. Bases 64 to 1866 code for a protein of 600 amino acids. Gene Ontology annotation, molecular function: DNA-binding transcription factor activity, RNA polymerase II-specific; RNA polymerase II transcription regulatory region sequence-specific DNA binding.